CAUUGAAAGAUAUGUGCCUAUCAUUAUAAAGUUAGAAUAAUAAAAAGAAAAUACGAUAUAAUAAGUUAAUUGUAUUCAAAUAUUUUCUUGAAUAUUAUUAAUGAAAAUAUAUUAUUGACUGUACUUGAUUCAAUUAAAAGUACUUACAGCCCUUGUUAGUAAUAACCAUAAAAUGAGUGAAGUAUCAAUUGAAACCGGAGCCUACGCUAAAAUAAUAUUGCACGCCGCUAAGUAUCCACACUGUGCUGUGAAUGGUGUGCUUCUUGCUGAUGCCGGAAAGACUAAGGAAGGUGGCAGGAACCAAAGUUUGGAUAUCGUUGAUGCUAUACCACUAUUCCACCACAGCCAUUACGUCUCACCAAUGGCCGAAGUAGCACUCACACAGAUUGAAACCAUAGCUCAAUCAGAAAACCGUGUGAUAGCAGGUUACUAUGCAGCCUGCGAGAACUUCCGUGAUAAUAUUGUUGAAAGAUGUCCAGGGUUGAAGAUAGCUGAAAAGAUUGUUGAGUAUUUCCCUUCUGCUGUGUUCAUUGUGGUGGAUAACAAAAAAAUGGUUCAACAUUUAGAUUCACCAGCAAUUAAAGUUCAUAAAUAUUCAGAUGGCAAAUGGAGACCAAGGGAAUCUUUAAUUGUUUUCCAAUCACCAUACGUCCUCGAGACUGUCUCGCAUCUUCUUCAAAAAGGUGUAGAGCGUGAUCUUGUGGACUUUGAUAAUUACCUCGAUGAUCAGAGCCAGGAUUGGACCAAUCAGGGCAUAGAGAAACUAGUGGCGAGCAUUAACGCUUCUACCCUCGAUGAUGAUGAUGAGAAGGAAAUACGAUAGUUAAAGUGUCAAUGUACAUGUAUUAGAAGUAUCUUAUGGGUUAUAGGCAAUUUAGUAUCAAUUAUAUCCUUUCUAUGUAUGUAAUAAAAAUCAGACUAUUUAUCUAUGCAAUUGUGCAUUGAUAUCGCUCAAUGACUGAAUCGAUUUAAAUAUGGUAUCAGUGAUGUGCUGUACUCUUGUUAGUAAUUUCAUUUAUAUGUUAAUAAAAAAAAAAGAA
Bombyx mandarina (wild silkworm) is the source of this 1040-nucleotide messenger RNA. RefSeq names its product ER membrane protein complex subunit 8/9 (gene EMC8-9). Lineage: Eukaryota; Metazoa; Arthropoda; Insecta; Lepidoptera; Bombycidae. Gene Ontology annotation, cellular component: EMC complex. The record is from RefSeq and is a predicted model, not a curated record.